AGGGCGUUCAGGAAAAUUUUCGGGUCAUGCGAUCUGCCAAAUAGCUGUCGAUCAUCUCUAAUAGCACUUUGUCUGUGACGAAAGUUUUGUUGUCCUUCCUCGCGCCUGUUUCGCUGUUUAUAACCGAAUUUGUGGAACAAACUGUGCGAUUCCCAACGAUGAGCGCUGAGGACGAAGUGCUACGCAUUCAGAAGAAGCUCAACAAAAUGUCGAGCGGUGAUGGGACGGGCCAGGAACAGGCUUUGGAAUUGCUUAAGAUACUUCAAAAAUUGCCUGUUAAUUUGGAUCUCUUAACUAAGACACGCAUUGGGAUGACCGUGAAUGCUUUAAGAAAGUCAAGCAGAGACGAGGAAGUUAUUUCUUUAUCAAAAACUCUUAUUAAGAAUUGGAAGAAGUUUUUAUCGGGCUCUAAUAAAGACAAAGAUUCCACUUCAUCGAGUAGCUCGAAGAAGAAGGAUGAAAAGUUAGACAAGGGGAAGGAAGAAUUUGAUCAGAAAAAGGAAAAGGACACCACAGAUGCGGCUGAUGUUAAAAUGAAGGAAGAGAAACCUAAUAAAGACUUUCAGAGAAAGCAACAAUCCUUUCCCGCUCCUACCACAACUGAUGCAGUUAGAUUAAAAUGCAGGGAAUUGUUGGCAGCGGCUUUACGCAUAGAUGGGAAAGUAAUCGAUGGCUGCGCCAGUCCAGAAGAGUUAGCGGAAGAAUUGGAGGAAGCAAUCUAUGCGGAAUUCAAAAAUACUGAUAACAGAUACAAAAAUAGGGUACGCAGCAGAGUCGCCAACUUGCGCGAUAUGAAAAAUCCCAAUCUGCGGACUAACUUCCUCGUGGGCGCGAUUACGCCUGCUCGACUCGCGGUGAUGACUGCGGAAGAGAUGGCAAGCGACGAGAUAAAACAGCUACGUGAACAGUUUAAGAAAGAAGCCAUCAAUGACGCGCAACUUGCCACUGUGCAGGGAACGAAGACCGACUUGCUCAAAUGCGGCAAAUGCAAGAAGCGCAAUUGUACGUACAAUCAAGUACAGACGCGUUCUGCCGAUGAACCGAUGACCACCUUUGUUCUGUGCAACGAAUGCGGAAACCGAUGGAAAUUCUGCUAAGCUCCGAUCCUAAGUUUCUUGAUUUGUACACUAUCGUAAUGCGGUGAAAUAUCUCUUGACAAUUCGCCUAAAGUUUAACACAUACGAGAUGAGUUGAUUAAACAUCGUGAAAGUCGCGUGUAUCUAUGAAUUCUCGAUUGUCGUAUUAUGGUUUCUUUUCUUUUUUCGCCUUUAUUGAUUAUAGAUGCAAUGCAUGUUUCGUACCUCGAAUGGAAAUUUUAUGCCUCCAGCGAAUAUGAAAUUUUUAUUUAAAGGAGACAAUUAUUUCAUGAAAUGAUGAACGCAGCCGCAUUUGUGGUACUCUUUUCUUUUUUUGACUUUCUGAUCAUGUUCUUCUUUCCUUUUGUCUAACUUCUCAUCCUUCUUCGAGCUACUCGAUGAAGUGGAAUCUUUGUCUUUAUUAGAGCCUAAUAUACAGAUUAUGUUUUUUAAUAAUCUAUAUAUCAAAAUUAAUCAUAUUUUAAUUGCAUUCAGCAUAAUGUAUAUAAAUAUAAAAUAAAAAAUUGUAACCGAUUACCUAUAUUUAAUAAUAAUACAAUUUUCUAAAUGAUAAUGAAAACAUUUAGGAUAAUUAGGGAAAAUAUUAUUUAUUUGAAUUAGAUAUUGUUUAUAGUCAAUUCUCAUCUCGUCAACGAGACUUGCUUAGGCAGAAUCAUCACUUUGUUAUCACGUGUAAAAACCGAAGUGAAUGCAUCCACGUUAUCAUUGUUUUAUACUUUCCCGGUGCGGUAUUCCCGAUAUUCGAAACAAUUCGAGUAAUUUCAAGGCGAUUUAAAGUAAUGAAGUCAGAUAAAAAGAGGAUAGAAGGGAGGAGACAAUCUAUAAUACGACAAUCAAGAAUUCAACAUAUCAAUUUUCACAUCACUGUAUAUAAACCAAUCUAUUAAAUUUGAAUUCUCAGAGUUUAAUGCUAUAUACAGUAGAGCUGUAUUUUUACGCGCACGGCUCUGAUUUCUCCAUUUUCAUGCACUCUUCUUCUUCCACUGAAAUUAAGAAAAGCAAAAUCGUAAAAAUACAGAAAUUCUACUAUAAAUAUAGUUCUUAAAGUAUGUGAACAUUUUAAUUAAAGCAUUUUUAUUCUAUUUACUAGAUUGCAAUUUUUGCGAUUUUGAUUGUAAGUCUCAAUUUGUAGAUGGAAACUUGCCCAUUGCAAGUCUUCACUUAUGCAUAUAAUGGAACGGUAUAAGUAGAUCACUUUGUCAUUGUGCUGCAUGAAAUUCAGAUGAUUAUAAAAACUAUUUGCGUCUAUAAUUAUGAAAUAUAUAAAGAUGUAUAUCGUA
Molecule: messenger RNA, 2377 nt
Organism: Linepithema humile (Argentine ant)
Lineage: Eukaryota; Metazoa; Arthropoda; Insecta; Hymenoptera; Formicidae
Gene: TfIIS
Product: transcription elongation factor S-II-like
Biological process (GO): transcription elongation by RNA polymerase II; DNA-templated transcription
Cellular component (GO): nucleus
Molecular function (GO): nucleic acid binding; zinc ion binding
Source: RefSeq, a predicted model, not a curated record